Molecule: messenger RNA, 756 nt
Organism: Suillus bovinus
Lineage: Eukaryota; Fungi; Basidiomycota; Agaricomycetes; Boletales; Suillaceae
Exons: 5
Coding region: 1-756 (251 amino acids)
Source: RefSeq, a predicted model, not a curated record
AUGUCUGACAUCCCCCCUUCACAAUCUAUGAUACCCCCCAGCACCAGCCCAUCUUAUCCGGAACUGUGCUAUAAUGAAGCCAGCAACACCUAUGCACACAAUAACAUUGGUGCUUGGGUCCCUCAUCCAGGAAUUUGCAAUGCUUUUAUGUCUCACCAGCCUUUUCACAUGGAGACUGGUACUUACGCACUUGGUCCAGCCAAGUUCGCAUCUCAAACAGACUCUCCCUCACCUAGUUCUUGUGUCAACAUGCACCAGGUGCCAGGUAACAAUGCCAUUGAUCCUGCACUCCUCCCUCUGCCUGACACCAGUGAUCUGGACUUGAUGGAUGCCAUUACAAUCGCAGAGGCACAUGACUAUAUUGCAGCAGCCAAAACAGCCAAUGUCAACUGUCUUCUCAACAUGGUUAAAGAUGAGCUCCCUCUUGCCAACUGGGCCAAAGUGAACCACCAGCCCUCACACAAAAUCACUUUGCUUGAGUUGGUGAAGACCAUGAAGCCGACUGGAGACAGUAUUUGCCCUCCACAAGUCAUAUGUGCCCAUCACAUUGAUCAUCUCAUCAACAAGCAUGCAGAAACCUAUGACCUGAAUGACUUGGACUUUGAGAAUGAGAACAUUAACAACAAUAACAACAACAAUCACUCCAUUGUGUCGGACCAGGAUGAGCCAUAUUGUGCCUCACCCCUGAUUCAACACACUGCUAUUGCACGCUCCACUGCUCACACAGAAACACCUAUUCCACAUUGCAAUGCUUGA